UGGCGCUAGAUUCCCGCUGUGGAUCGUUCUCCAGUGGACAGCUUCGUCAGGGGGGCGGGGCUUGUCUCAUCAAUCAUUCAUGAACACGACGGCACGACAGCGUCGGGGUGUCGAGAACGGCUGAUGAUGAGCUUGCUGAGGUGAAUUGGCUUACUGCCGAGACAUGAAAGAUUCCGGAUGCGAGACCGCAAACCGAUAUCAGUGACAUAUGCACCCGGCAGCCGUUGGCUCGACGACGGGGACUGGAAAGCGUCCAAGCGGCAGAGAUGCGUUUCAGGGCAGUUGACCCCCAAAUUUCGAAUCCGAACCCGAGAGGUCCAGCCAUUGGAGGGUUGAUGAAGGUGCGGGCUAUUCAUAUUUGAAGUCGCUUCCAUUGUCGAUCUCCCAAAGAAAAUGCUUCGGACGGGAACUUUCCCGGCCCUGAAGUUCCCAAGCUGAUAAAGUGGGGGCCCUGCCACACUUUCCCCAAUCCUCUCACCAACCACGAGCCCUCUUGCACCUCCUUCCACCGUGCCAUCGAGCCCUCGGAACCAGAUCAAGUUUCACAGUGUCACAAACUAUUGGCUAAACGCGUCACGCCAACCCCAGAGUCUCACUGGAACCAAAAAAGGAGCCACGAAUUACCCUCAUGAUUCUCUUACAGCACCUACCUAUCGUCAACUCACCACCAUUGGGGUGCCCACACGAAGAAAUCCGCCUCCCUAGACCAGGGCCGGCCCAUUGUAUAACCAGCUAGCUUUCCCACUAUCGACCACCUUUGUUCCCUUGCCCCCUUUCCUCACCACCGGCCUUGACUUGACUGAGAACCGUUAGACACCACUGUUAUACCAAAUUGGUGUACCCCAGAAUGCUGUUUACAUUAUGGGCAGCGCUUAGCGCGGCAGUGGCGUAUGCUGUGUUCUCUUAUUUUGCGGCAUGGCGGCGAAAUGUGCUCAUUGCUCGAAAGACGGGACUUAAAUACUUCAUGGUUCGUAAGUGAAAGAUAUCGACAUCUAUCUUGAGUGCCAUGAUCAAAUACUCACACACUAGAUAUCUAGAUGCCUCACCAAUAGGACUAUGGUGGCAGCUUGGAAUCAAGAUUUGGUCACCUAUGAUCAAGAUCCUCCCAAAAUGGAUAUGGGAGUACCGAUUACUGGUUAUGACUCCUGACUGGGCCUAUUCAACUGGUCAGAAAGUCUUCGAGUACCUUGGGACUGACACAUUCCUGACUGUUUCUCCUUAUGACAUCUUGAUGUAUACUCAAGAUGCCGAGGUCAUUCAUAGAAUCACGCAACGUCGUGAGGCCUUUCCCAAGGACAUUGACAAAUACAGUCUUCUCAGCAUGUUUGGUCACAAUGUUCUCACCACCGAAGCUCAGACCUGGAGGCUACACCGGAAGGUUACGAGUGCCAGUUUCAACGAGAAGAAUGCUGCUCACACCUUUUCCGAGGCCAUCUACCAGACCCGUGGUAUGUUGGACGAGCUUUUUGGUGCGGGCGGAGAGACCAAGGGCACGACCAAGACCAUCACAACACUCGAGCAUGACACCAUGACUUGGGCGCUGAAUGUCAUCGGCUAUGUUGGCUUUGGCCUUCGUUUAUUGUGGCCAAAUCAGAAAAUGCCUGAAGACACCGACCCUAAACUGGUCAAGUAUGGCAGUCUGGAUCCUCCAGACGGACAUUCCAUCACCUUUGCCAAAUCAGUUGAGCGGACCUUGGACAAGAUUAUCACCAUUCUUGUUUUUCCCGACUUUCUUCUUAAACAUCUACCCUUCAAAUUUGCGAGCUACACUUACGAGGCCAAGGCCAACUAUCUCCAGUACAUGGAUGAAUUCUUGCGCGACAAGGCGAAGGAGGCUCAGGCUGGCGAAUCCACCAAGGAGGGAAUGGACAUCAUGGGACAGCUCGUUCAAUCGAAAUACGGCCUCUCCCCGUCUGAAAAAGCUAAACAAGCCGGUCUUGACGACGCUGAAAUCGUCGGCAAUGCUUUCAUUAUGAUCGUAGCCGGCCAUGAAACAACCGCCAACACACUUCACUUCGCCAUCGCCGAGCUCGCAAUCAACCCUGCCACGCAACGCCGUCUGCAAAAGGAUGUCGAUUCUUUGUUUGGAGACUCCGACCCAUCGACCUGGGACUAUGAAAAGAACAUCAAUGCCAUGACGGCCAGCCACAUUGGUGCCUGCAUCAACGAGACGCUCCGUUUGAUGCCACCGGUCACGCUUAUUCCCAAAGUUGUCUCGGCCAGCUCGGAUCAGACCAUCACAGCUCAGGGGAAGACUCAUGUCUUACCUUCAGGACUUUCGUGUAACCUGAUGGCCGUCAGCGUACAGCGCAACCCGCGAUUUUGGCCCACCAAAUCAUCAGAGAAGACUGGCGCCCCUACGGAUCUUGACGAUUUUCUGCCCGACAGGUGGUACCAAACUCAGAACACAGGAACCGACGAUGAGAAGGACGAGGAAGGCGAUGGGGUGGAUUAUGGCGGCUUUCAGGGGAGUGACACCAGCGCCUCGUUCUAUCGGCCGGUCAGGGGUAGCUACAUUCCCUUCAGUGAUGGACCUCGGUCAUGCUUGGGACGCCGAAUCGCCAUGGUGGAGAUGAAUGCUGUGCUGGCGGUGAUUUUUCAAAAGUAUAGUGUGGAGCUCGCGGUGGACGAGUGGGCGAGCGACGGGGAGGUGGAGAAUAUGGACGCAGCAGCCAGAAGAGAGCUCUACAAGAAGGCCCAGGCAAAAGCGCAAAAGACACUGAAUGAGGCAACGUCGGUCCUGACGCUCAAGUUACACGGGGGCAAACAUGUGCCUGUGAGGAUAGUGAAGAGAGGGAAAGAGCGGUUUGUCAAUGAUGUUGAGCUGUCAUAG
Podospora pseudopauciseta is the source of this 2833-nucleotide messenger RNA. RefSeq lists its product as uncharacterized. The record is from RefSeq and is a predicted model, not a curated record. The transcript is spliced from 4 exons. The coding region runs from base 1007 to 2833 and encodes 608 amino acids. Gene Ontology annotation, molecular function: oxidoreductase activity, acting on paired donors, with incorporation or reduction of molecular oxygen; heme binding; iron ion binding. NCBI's taxonomy places the organism in Eukaryota, Fungi, Ascomycota, Sordariomycetes, Sordariales, Podosporaceae.